Messenger RNA from Orbicella faveolata, 1829 nucleotides. Its product is annotated as gelsolin-like protein 2. The record is from RefSeq and is a predicted model, not a curated record. Gene Ontology annotation, cellular component: actin cytoskeleton; cytoplasm. Lineage: Eukaryota; Metazoa; Cnidaria; Anthozoa; Scleractinia; Merulinidae. Gene Ontology annotation, biological process: actin polymerization or depolymerization. Gene Ontology annotation, molecular function: actin filament binding.
UGUAAAAAAGGUUAAUCAAUAUUUUAAAAGAAAUACAAGCGCCAGUUCUUGACAUUUCGGCGUCCUUUUGUCGCCUUGAUCAAAUGCAGACUUUUAUACAAGUCGUACGGUUCGAAUAUAUAUUAUCUAUAUUGCGAUCAAUGUCUUUUUUUGACAGUUGAAUUAAAGACAACAAAUAGCUGGAACUAUUUAGCUCAACCAAGACUGAAGCAGCGUCCACAAUACACCGGAGAAAUUUGAAAACGCAGCUUCAUUUCAACGGUUAGGCCUACCGUCCACACUAAUCCGUCACGAAAAGCUUUUCGAAAGCGCUCUUCAAACCGGAGGAAUGUGAAAAAGCCGGCUCUGCGUUUACGUGUGAACUGAAAACAUUUUGAAAACGAAGCUUUUCGACAACGAUUACAUCACGAUUUCCCUGGGAGAGCUUUCCUCAAACACAAAUCCAAAAUAACCGGUGAUUGUUGCGUUUUUAAAUUUCUUCGGCGUAGUGUGGACGGAAAACAUUUGAUGCGUUUUCAGAAUGUAAUCUAUGUUUUAAAAUUUCUCCGGCGUCCUAUGCACGGGGCCUGAUGCAAUUUAUUAUAAUAUACAAACAAUAUACAGUUAUAUCGAAACGUUUAACCUCGCAGAGGCCUUGUGAAAUAAUUUGAUUGUCUUGUUUGAUUUUCCAUUCUCAGAAUCAAAACAACAUGAAGCGAAAAAAUACUAUUGGUCUGGUUUUAACGAGGUUAGGAUCGCUGCUGACUCUCCUCGGUGGAGUAAAAUGUGUUCUCAUAAAUUGCCAUAUAGACUGUAAACUUCUACGUUUCUAUUUUAAGCCUUAGAAGUUCUUUAUUUUUCGAGAAUGGCGUCGGCCAAUAUUAACGAGGGUCUAGAUUUUUCGCGCGGAAUUGAGACAGUUGUACAAAGCCUUCGGAGACCAGAUGUAUUCAUUAAAAAUUCCGAAAACACAACAUUAUGGAAAUUAGAGAAUCUAAUCGAAAAUCGACAACAUGCGUUAACUAAGGUUAAGAUGCAGGUCCAUCAGAACCACCAAUCACAGCUUAACUCACAGCGGGUGGUUCACUAAUCUCUAAGUUGCCAUAUCACAUUUAGAAGGUGUAGUUAUAAACCUUCCUUCCGUGCAGAUCUACAGCGCCUUACAUUUAUCAUCAUGUCUGGUCUGGUGAAAGCCAAAGAAUACGAUUGGAAAGACUCCAAUGUUGCAAGGAUUAACAGCAAAGAAGACAGACAAAUGAAGAAAGUUGCGGCAAAAUCAGAGCGGGCCUGGCAAGGCUGCGAGGACUUGAUAGGAACAAGAAUUUGGAGGAUCGAAAACUUUGAGGUAAAAGACUGGCCAAAGGAAAGCUAUGGAAGAUUUUACAAUGGUGACACAUACAUUAUUCUUCACGGGGAAAAGGAUCCAAAUUCAAACAUAAUACAUUUCGAUGUCCAUUUCUGGAUUGGUAAGAACUCUUCUCAAGAUGAAUAUGGGACCGGUGCCUACAAAACUGUUGAGCUGGACACAUACGUAAGAAAACAUCUCGAGAUAAGUAAACUAGAUGAAUCGAUCACAGAGGCUGAUCCAGGAUUUUUCAAGGAAGGGGGUGGGGGGUGGUUAGAACUUUGGGGUUGCAGAAUCAAUGGAGCAUGCGCCCAAAAUGUUGCAAUUCGAGAAUCGAAACCUAAUUCAAAACUGUUCAAACAGAAAAACUAACAAUGCCCACAAACUAGAAAUCCCAAUAAGGUACCUGUCCAGAGUUUUUGCCUUUAUUUCUGUCGAAAUAUUCACAAAUGUUUUCAUUUUCUGCUUCACCAAGAGGGGGUUGACUAUCCACCCAAUCCACCGC